AAAGAAAGGAAGGAAAAGUAGGGAAAAGGAGAGAUUUGAGUGAGCCAAAUGUAGGCGAUGGAAACAGAGUUGAAGUAGCUCAAAUCUCCCAACGAACGCCUCGUCCUCUCCGCCCUUUUUCUCUUAAACUUCUCUUCCAAAUCUCCACACACACUUCUCUCUAACAGAUCUUCUCCAUUUCUCCAAUGGCAUCCCCCUUCCUUUCUCGAGCUGCUCUCUCCAGCAACACCACCUCCGUUCCAUUUUCAUUCUCUUAUUCAGUCUCUUCUCGCCUCCCAUGGAGCUCUUCUCGUUCACACACCUCAGUUCCCGCUAAUUAUCGUCGGAGGCUUCCCGUCAUUCAAUCCAAGAUUAGGGAGAUUUUCAUGCCUGCCCUUAGCUCCACCAUGACCGAGGGCAAGAUCGUUUCGUGGGUCAAAUCCGAAGGGGACGUUCUAUCCAAAGGCGAGAGCGUUGUCGUUGUGGAGUCUGAUAAGGCCGACAUGGAUGUUGAGACUUUCUAUGACGGAAUUCUCGCUGCUAUUGUUGUUGGAGAGGGUGAAACUGCUCCUGUUGGAGCUCCGAUUGGUUUAUUGGCUGAGACUGAAGAGGAAGUUGCUGAGGCUAAGGCUAAAGCUGCGUCUAAAUCCACUUCGGCUCCUGCAGCUCCUGCGGCUGCUGUUUCUCCCUCUCCUCCCCCUCCCUCUUCGAGUCCUGCUCCGGCAAUAUCUCAGUCAUCGCCUCCGUCGGACGGGCCCAAGAAGAUCGUGGCUACUCCUCAGGCGAAGAAGCUAGCUAAACAGCAUAAGGUGGAUAUUGGAUCGGUAACUGGUACUGGUCCAUUCGGUCGAAUUACUCCCGCGGAUGUGGAGGCUGCCGCUGGAAUUGCCCCUUCGAAGCCUGCUGUAAGCAAUGUAGCUUCACCCGUGGCUGCUGAGGCUGCCGCGGUUCCAUCGAAAGCUUCUGCAGCUCCUUCCAACUUGCCUCCUCCAGUUCCAGGCUCGACUGUUGUGCCAUUCACGACAAUGCAGGCGGCGGUGUCUAAGAAUAUGGUGGAGAGUCUCUCUGUUCCUACAUUCAGAGUUGGUUAUCCGGUGUCCACUGAUGCUUUGGAUGCCCUCUAUGAGAAGGUGAAACCAAAGGGUGUCACAAUGACUGCCCUCUUGGCCAAGGCUGCUGCAAUGGCCCUCGCUCAGCAUCCUGUUGUAAAUGCAAGCUGUAAAGACGGGAAAAGUUUUACGUAUAAUAGCAACAUUAAUAUUGCAGUAGCCGUGGCUAUCAACGGUGGGUUGAUAACACCUGUUCUUCAGGAUGCAGAUAAGUUGGACCUCUACCUGCUGUCUCAAAAAUGGAAAGAAUUGGUUGAGAAAGCUAGAUCCAAGCAGCUUCAGCCCCAUGAAUACAAUUCAGGAACUUUUACACUUUCCAAUCUGGGGAUGUUUGGAGUGGACAAGUUCGAUGCUAUACUUCCUCCUGGCCAGGGAGCUAUCAUGGCCGUUGGAGCAUCAAAGCCUACUGUUGUCACUGAUGCUGAUGGCUUUUUCAGCGUGAAAAGUAAAAUGUUGGUGAAUGUGACUGCUGAUCACCGAAUAGUUUAUGGUGCUGACUUGGCUGCCUUCCUUCAGACCUUCGCAAAGAUAGUUGAGAAUCCAGAAAGCCUGACCUUGUAGAAAGUCUUCAUUUGCAUAUUUCAUGAUCAAUUAAAACUUGACUGCAGGAGGAAUGAAAAACAAAAGUCCUUUUGUUUUUGUUUUUUGUUUUUUGUUCUUUUUUGGCCACGGAAUGAUGGAAGCUUAAGUUAAAUAGAGUCCCAGAGGAAUCCCUUUUGUGCAUGAGGUCCUAUUGAUACUUUAUUUUGAUAGAUACUUCAUAUUUAUUUUCUAUUUCUAAAAGAUUUGAAGAGUAAUAAUGAGUUGAUUUACUUUUUCUAAA
Cucumis sativus (cucumber) is the source of this 1911-nucleotide messenger RNA. RefSeq names its product dihydrolipoyllysine-residue acetyltransferase component 4 of pyruvate dehydrogenase complex, chloroplastic. Lineage: Eukaryota; Viridiplantae; Streptophyta; Magnoliopsida; Cucurbitales; Cucurbitaceae. Bases 186 to 1649 code for a protein of 487 amino acids. Gene Ontology annotation, cellular component: pyruvate dehydrogenase complex; chloroplast thylakoid; chloroplast envelope. The transcript has 6 exons. Gene Ontology annotation, biological process: pyruvate decarboxylation to acetyl-CoA. The record is from RefSeq and is a predicted model, not a curated record. Gene Ontology annotation, molecular function: dihydrolipoyllysine-residue acetyltransferase activity.